ACCAAUGCCAUCGCAUCUAUCUCUAUCUAAAUUGCUUAUUGCUCAAACCAAACCAACUUCCUUUCUACUUUCUUCAUCUCCCUUUUCCACUGUUCUCCACCCAUGUAUCCCUCUUCCUCCUCCUCUUCCUCUUCUUCCUCCUCCUCUCACUCCAUGAGCCACGCGCCGACAGGCCUCACGCGCUACGGCUCCGCGCCGGGCUCUCUCCUCACCACCACCGUCGAUGCUCUCAUCGGAGGAUCACGCCCCACCCCCACCCCUUACUAUUCCGGAGGAGACUCUUCCGACUCCACCUGCAAAGACCAAACAUCGUAUCACAACCACGCCCUCGGAUCCGCCUUGCUCCGCCAGAAAAGCUCUCCCGCCGGCUUCCUCUCCCACCUCGCCUCCACAGCCACCGCCCCCACCGCCAAUCACAACCAUAAUGGAGCGGGAUUCACAAUCACGCGGGGCUCUCGGUUGAAGUCCCAGCUGAGCUUCACCGGUCACUGCCAGGAAUCUCUCUGCGGCGGCGAUAACACUAACAAUGUGGUGCUCGGCGAUCAUGCCACCUUCGGAAUGGAGCCUUGGGACAGUUCUCAUUCUCAUUCUAAUUCCAUCGCGUUUUCCGCUCCCCCGACUAAGCGCUCCAAAAGCUCCAACUCCAGCGAUCAAGACAUUCUCCAUUGCCUCAACGCCUUGGAAUCUCAGUUUAGCCUUCCACAGACCACUCUCGAGAUGGCAACGGUCGAGAAGCUCUUGCACAUUCCUGAAGAUUCCGUCCCUUGUAAAAUCCGUGCUAAGCGAGGCUGUGCCACUCAUCCCCGCAGCAUUGCCGAACGGGAGAGAAGAACCAGAAUAAGUGGAAAGCUCAAGAAAUUGCAGGAUCUUGUACCUAAUAUGGAUAAGCAAACAAGCUAUGCAGACAUGCUCGAUUUGGCCGUUCAGCAUAUUAAAGGUCUUCAAACACAGGUUCAGAAGCUUCACAAAGAACUUGAGAAUUGCACUUGCGGAUGCACACAAAGCAAAUAACAUUUGUUUUACCAGAUUCUAUGCAAACGCGCAUAGAAGUCAAGGUUUUGAUGGCAAAGCAAGAAAACUGAUUUUGUACCGACCUACUUAAAUGAAUAAUGAAGAAACCGAACGUCUGUAGAUUGUCAAUUCUACAAUUGUACAGUGUAUGUUGUAAUAUGGUAGUCUAGGAAAAUUUGUUCGUUUUCUUCAAGAAUUGCCUUUUUUAAAGUCCAGGUUGAUUUUCUUUGGAGGUUGUUUAUUCCUUUGUUUGGGUAAGUAUGGUACAAUGAGUGAUUAAUUUAAUUUUUGGAGUCAGGACCAGAAUAGAAGUGAGAAUGGGAUGAAUUAGAGAAUGAAACUUCCAAUCCUGUUCAUAAUUUGAUCCAGUUAGGAAUGAAAUAUAUUUUGUCUCUUCGUUAUUGUUUGACGAAUUACUGUAGUACAAGUUUAUAACCAAUGUCAAA
Molecule: messenger RNA, 1457 nt
Organism: Vigna unguiculata (cowpea)
Lineage: Eukaryota; Viridiplantae; Streptophyta; Magnoliopsida; Fabales; Fabaceae
Product: transcription factor bHLH128-like
Biological process (GO): regulation of transcription by RNA polymerase II
Cellular component (GO): nucleus
Molecular function (GO): DNA-binding transcription factor activity, RNA polymerase II-specific; RNA polymerase II cis-regulatory region sequence-specific DNA binding; protein dimerization activity
Source: RefSeq, a predicted model, not a curated record